AUGAGUAGAUUAGUUAAUAUAGGAUAAAACUCAUUGAUUCCUAUUAAAGCUACAGGAAAAUUGGGAGAUGAAUUUUUUGAUAAACCAUAGUAUGAACCAACAUCAAUGGCCUUACUUAAAAAGAAAGAAAGACACUAAGAAUUAAUAGAUAAAGGAUAUUUAAUUAAGGAUAAAUUGGUUGAAGAUGUUCCUGAUGAUAUACCUUUUUAUGAGAUUUUCGAUCCACCUAACGAAAAUUAUAGAAAAAUCUUUUAUCCUCAAGAUUUAAAAUCUUAAGUAGCUUAUUAUUAUCAUUCUACAAAUUUUGAUAAUAAUGAACAAUUUUUAGUUGAUUAAGAGGAUAUAGAACAAGCAGAAUUAGCAAUUAGGUUGUAGGAGGAAGCAAAUAGAAAGAAAGAUUCAAAACUCUAAAGAUUAAAUCAAUAAUUUAAAAAAUAGAAAGAAUUAGAAGCAGAAAUUGAAAAAAGAUAGAGAUAAAACGAAGCUAUUGAAAAUGUAAAAAGGGAAAGAAUUUUAAGUAAACAACCUGUGUCUUCACCUUCAAAAAAUCAAUCUUAAAAGGCUAGCCCACAUUUGCCAUUUAAAAAUUACGGUUUGGCAAUAGUUGGUCCAAAGGGCAAGGUGUCAAUGCAAAAAGAUAUUAAAAAUAAUAAGGCGAAUUCAAAAUAGUUGUAAAAAACAGAUGAAGAUAAUGAUAAUUCUAAGAAAAAAACUGUAACGUUUGCAGAAGAAGAUGAUGUGUAAUACAUACCUAAAAAUUGGAAAUCAUAAUCUGAAGAAUUUAGGGAGAUGAUAAAGUAAAAUAAAAAAAGCAAGAAAUUGAAAUGA
Paramecium sonneborni is the source of this 828-nucleotide messenger RNA. The record is from the annotation of a GenBank genome assembly. Lineage: Eukaryota; Ciliophora; Oligohymenophorea; Peniculida; Parameciidae.